AUGGCCGCGAACGUGCCUGUCAAUCCCAAACCUUUCCUGAAUGACCUGUCCGGGAGGUCCGUCAUCGUGAAGCUAAAAUGGGGCAUGGAGUACAAAGGUUUCCUCGUGUCUACUGACGCGUACAUGAACCUGCAGCUUGCAAACACCGAGGAAUACAUCGAUGGGCAGUUCACAGGGAACUUGGGAGAGGUCCUCAUCAGGUGCAACAAUGUGCUGUACCUCAGAGGCGCGCCAGACGAAAUGGAAACGUCCUGA
Auxenochlorella protothecoides is the source of this 255-nucleotide messenger RNA. RefSeq names its product putative small nuclear ribonucleoprotein F. Bases 1 to 255 code for a protein of 84 amino acids. Gene Ontology annotation, biological process: spliceosomal snRNP assembly; mRNA splicing, via spliceosome. The transcript has 4 exons. Gene Ontology annotation, cellular component: U1 snRNP; catalytic step 2 spliceosome. Gene Ontology annotation, molecular function: RNA binding. The record is from RefSeq and is a predicted model, not a curated record. Lineage: Eukaryota; Viridiplantae; Chlorophyta; Trebouxiophyceae; Chlorellales; Chlorellaceae.